Pelobates fuscus (common spadefoot toad) is the source of this 2869-nucleotide messenger RNA. RefSeq names its product transcription factor AP-2 gamma (gene TFAP2C). The transcript is spliced from 8 exons. Gene Ontology annotation, cellular component: nucleus. Bases 72 to 1409 code for a protein of 445 amino acids. Lineage: Eukaryota; Metazoa; Chordata; Amphibia; Anura; Pelobatidae. Gene Ontology annotation, molecular function: RNA polymerase II transcription regulatory region sequence-specific DNA binding; DNA-binding transcription factor activity, RNA polymerase II-specific. Gene Ontology annotation, biological process: regulation of transcription by RNA polymerase II; anatomical structure development; regulation of cell population proliferation. The record is from RefSeq and is a predicted model, not a curated record.
CGACCAUCAAUCAAGGAAUUCAUGUGAGCGCCUGCUGAACGGCUCCAAGCCUUAUAAAAAGGGAUUUGAAAAUGCUUUGGAAACUUGCUGAUAAUGUAAAAUAUGAAGAGGAGUGUGAGGACCGACAUGAUGGUAGCAGUAAUGGAAACCCAAGGUUACCCCAUCUGUCAGCUGUCAGCCAACACCUGUACAGUCCAGCUCCCCCUUUGUCACACUCGGGGGCUUCAGAUUUCCAGCCCCCCUACUUCCCACCUCCAUAUCAACCUCUAUCCUACUCACAGUCCGCUGACCCUUACUCCCAUAUAGGAGAUCCAUUCGCCUUUAACCCAAUCCAUCCAUCUCAUGCCCCUCCAAGUCAACAACAGGGAUGGCCCAACAAACCAAACCAAGACCAAAGUGGAAUCUCACAUCACCACCGACCCGGACUUGUCCACCAUAUCCCUUCUUUGGAUUCUGGAAACUCAAGGUUGGGAAGGGACUCCUAUCGAAGGCCAGAUAUCCUUCUACAGCAUGGUCAUGGGAUGGACUCAUCAAGCCUUGCAGAUAACUUGGGCCUCCCAGAUAUUGGCCAGCAAAUGGAAGAUGUUGUGAGCUUGGAAGAUCAAAAUUUAAUAAUGCAUGACCAGACAGUCAUUAAAAAAGGUCCCAUCUCCAUUGGCAAAAACACUCUAAAUAUGCCUUAUCAGAAGGAUGGUCUCCUGGGAAUGGUGAUUAACCCAAAUGAAGUCUUCUGCUCGGUACCUGGACGUCUUUCACUCUUGAGUUCCACCUCAAAAUACAAAGUUACUGUAGCAGAGGUCCAGCGCAGACUCUCACCUCCUGAAUGCUUGAAUGCAUCCUUACUUGGAGGGGUCCUAAGGAGAGCAAAAUCAAAAAAUGGAGGAAGAUCAUUGCGUGAGAAACUUGAGAAAAUUGGUCUUAACCUUCCAGCUGGGCGACGAAAAGCAGCCAAUGUAACUCUACUUACCUCAUUAGUAGAAGGUGAAGCUGUUCAUCUGGCUCGGGAUUUUGGUUACGUAUGUGAAACAGAGUUCCCCUCAAAAGCAGUAGCGGAGUACUUAAACAGGUCGCACAUGGAACGGAAUGAAAUGGCGAACCGGAAGAACAUGCUUCUUGCAGCAAAACAAAUCUGUAAAGAAUUCACAGAUCUCCUGACCCAAGACCGAACACCACUUGGUAACGCGAGACCCAGUCUUAUCUUGGAACCCGGCAUCCAGGGAUGUUUAGCUCACUUUAGCCUAAUUACACACGGUUUUGGAAGCGCUGCGAUCUGUGCUGCCAUGACAUCUGUCCAAAAUUACUUGAACGAAGCAUUAAAACUUGCAGACAAAAUGUAUAUGAAUGCUGGCGACCAGAGUCCAGGGGAUGGCAAUAAAAAUAUUGACAAGAUGGACAAGCACAGGAAGUGACGUUUUUGGUAAAUUUCAGGACAUCUUUUAUACGUUUUAUUUUACAAGUGGGUUAAUAGAGGUUUGAACAGUUUAUCCCUCCUAAUCCCCAUUUUUGACAUGACGAAGGUGCCAACGGACAUCCAUAACCCUGCUGGCAUACUAUGGGGACAGUGUUGUGUUCUGCACUCCUGGCACUGCCCUUUGUCGUGGAAUAUUCUCUCUUUGCAGAAAAAGAAAAUGGUUUGUCUACUCCUUUCUCCAGCCUUUGCCUCCACCGCUCGCACAUUUCAUUGCCAAAUUCUCAAGAGGACUUCAAAUCAGUGGUGCAAGCAUUUUCGCAAGGUCUUUGGAAGUAACCAAACUUCUCAGGCAUGCCAAAUGGGGCUUGAAACUGUUUAUUUUGAUAUUACCCGUAUGUCUGACCAGAUCUGCAAAUAGAUGUUUAGAAAAUGUUUGUCACUUUAAUUUUUUUUUUCAUUUUUUUUUUUUUAACAAAAUUCAAAAAUGUUAAAACCAAUCUAGGCAAUGUGAGAAAAAAAAUUCAAAUUUAAAAAAAAAUGUAUUUCUACAGAAAGAGCGAAGACAUUUCACAAGCUGAUCCCCCAAGUAUCAUUCUUUAUUUUGAUACAAUAGAUUUUUAUAAAAGUUUUUUUUUUCUUUUUACUAGACUGUUAUUGUCCACUAUUUAAACAUGUUCCAUAAUUGCUAUAGUUUAAUUUUAAAUUACCUCUCCACACCCUCGUUAUUAUGUCUAUAAAUGUAUAGAAAUACAGGUACUACUGAAGCUUGGUCUAAGAAAUUGGCAAAGUUCUGAUUAGAAUUAUGUGAAAAACCAAACUUAAAGUCCAGACGUUUUAGUCUAUCAAUGUAUUAAACAAGAAUAUAUAUUGGUGUAAGGGAUGUAAAUGCCUCUUUUCCUCGUCCCCAAUUAAGCCAGAACUUGUUGCACACCCUUUAGGACAACCAUUAGCCAUUUUUACAGGAAUACUUAUGUUACAUAGCCUGGGCAAAGAAGGUCCAAAACUUUUCGUAACUUUUUUCAGAUCUUUAAUCUGGCUCCGGAGCAGGACUGUUCAAACACUGGACUUAAAGAUCUUGUUAAACUACAGUCCCAUGAACCUUUUGGCCAAUAUACUGGAUGUGGCUGGAAUAAAAGUCAUGCUAAUUUAAAGUUUGAAAAUCUAAUAGACAAAUGGGGAAUAUGGUGUACUUUAAGGGUGUGCAGUGUUUUUAUUUAAUUUUAUUUUUAAAUAUUUUUUUAAUAAAGUCUUAAGCCUUUUUGUUUAGGAAGGUGCUGUUAAAAUGAGCCAUUUCUUAACAAAUGGCAUGUCUUUCAUUUUGAAAUAUUUUUUUUUUUUUCACCCCCAAGUAGGAAUGGGUAAUGUUUGCUGCCAAAGCCCAUAAAUUAGGCCACUUUGUAGGGUUUAUUCACUAAACGGUGAAUUGUGGUGAAUCGAAUGCCAUUUUUUGACAGAAUU